UCUAGGGUUCGAUGUUUUUCAAUUCCGGGGAUUUGGGAUAUCAAGGAAUAAAGGAAACUGUGGAUCUAGGGUUCGAUGGUUCUCAAGAGAGAUUUGUUCUUCAUCAGAUCGAGGGAUUUGGGGAGUACCCAAAAAGAAGGCAGAUUUAUGAUUGCAAGAUCGGGGUGGAUUUGGAUGUUGUUCGGAGUAUUGAAAAAGUGUACAGAACUCUGGAACGAGGGGAUAUGGAGGAUCGAUUUCAUUCAAUGAGAUUGGAAGGCUCAGAUCUUUGGUCUAAGGAAGUCAAAGAUGCGGGGCAGUGGUAUAGUUGCUUUGGAAUGGAGGAUCGCGGUGCAGAGACACGAUGGUGUCAAAGUAAGAAGAAACUGGAUGGUGACUUGGUUAGUUAUCAAGGCUAUUACAGUUCAGAGGUGGCAUAAGCGCUUUGGGGUG
Molecule: messenger RNA, 432 nt
Organism: Brassica oleracea var. oleracea
Lineage: Eukaryota; Viridiplantae; Streptophyta; Magnoliopsida; Brassicales; Brassicaceae
Exons: 2
Coding region: 12-419 (135 amino acids)
Source: RefSeq, a predicted model, not a curated record